Vitrella brassicaformis is the source of this 1260-nucleotide messenger RNA. The record is from the annotation of a GenBank genome assembly. NCBI's taxonomy places the organism in Eukaryota, Vitrellaceae.
GCAGCUGCCGCUCGCAAGAGCCCCCAGUGAGCCCCCGAGCACCAUGACGCACUCACGGUCGUCAAGCGACGACUCCCUCGACUUUGAGUGAGCAAUAAUCAGCAAGAUGACGCAUGUUUUGUGCGCUUGUCUGUUUCUCUCGCAGGAAGGCAUUUGACAAGGAGCACCAGCUGCUGCUGGAAACGCUCGGCGAGGGGGGCCUUCGCCGAUAUCGCGAAGCGUACGAGCGGCUGUACAAGCAGCUGCAAAAUUCAAGAGCGAACGAGCGGCAGCUUCAGGAGGAGUGAGAGAGAGGCACUUGUUAGAGUACUGGAUGCCUUGCCCUUUUCCCGUCUCUGUCCGCAGGCGUGAGCGCUUAAGGGCCACUCAAGCGCGCGUCAUGACGGCAGGCUGAUUCCCGUGGCGCUUGCUUUCGAGACGGUACCCAUCGACCACGACAGGACCCAGCGCCUCUACGCACGGGUCAGACGGCAGGCCGAGGGCGGUGCCGAGUCGCCUGCUUUCUAAGUCGGCCCUCGACAAAUGUGAACGAAAACAGCACCAAAACGAACGCCACAGAGACAUGUCUUUUUUUGUGGUUCCUUGUCUUUCUUGCUGUCAGGAAUCGCUGCGUGCAUUUCAUAUCGUGGAGGCUUUCGAUCCGUAGAAGACGAACCCGCUUAUGCCUUCCCCGGAGACACAAAGUUGAUGGGAUGCAGAGCAACACUUGUGCUGACCCUAUCGACCAAGUGAGCCGAGACACAGCCUGGCAGCCAGCCCAGAAACGGCUUCCUGACGUAAGUAGGGUACUUGUGGUCGUUCGUGCGUCCAUCCGUGUGCGCGUGUGUGCGCGCAGGAUGGAGUUGAAUGUGACACUCAAGGGUGGGUGUGGGUGAAGUGUUGGUUUCUGCGUAGGGGACCUCGGUGCAGUGACAAUAUACGUGCUUACAGAUACAAAGCACGCAUAUUGAAAGAGCAGGUAUAUUGAAAGAAAGCAGAACCAUCCCAAGCCAUCUCAUUCAUCCCUUCCCACGACUGAGUGACUGAGUGACUGUGUCUCUGCUGAGUCCGGCCCAGAGAAUGCUCCGUGUGUUGAUGGCCGUUUUUGACUCGCUGCUGUAGUGUGGUGGCCAGACUUCUUGCCCUCCCUGGAGACACAAAGAUGAAAGGCUCGCUCAUUGGUGCUGGAGCGGGCCCGAGAGCUGAAGAAGGGUGUGUUGAUGGGCCGUUUUUUCCCUUGACCGAUCAGUGUGUGGUUGUUAAUGCACCACUUUUUGAGGC